Messenger RNA from Necator americanus (New World hookworm), 1416 nucleotides. RefSeq lists its product as uncharacterized. Gene Ontology annotation, molecular function: protein binding. Gene Ontology annotation, cellular component: cytoplasm. The transcript is spliced from 15 exons. Bases 1 to 1416 code for a protein of 471 amino acids. NCBI's taxonomy places the organism in Eukaryota, Metazoa, Nematoda, Chromadorea, Rhabditida, Ancylostomatidae. The record is from RefSeq and is a predicted model, not a curated record.
AUGAGCGGUGCUCAAUUCAGGAGAAUCAAUAUAGAAAACAUGGAGGUUGAUCGCCGCGGAACGAGUUCACGACGUGGCAAACGACUUGCCGCUCAGUCGAAAACGCAUCCCACUAUACAGGCCAAACAAAACCAGAUGUAUUUAAUUACGACACUUGCUCCGACGCCAAGCGAGCAAGCGUUAAUCAACAAAGUGUUACCGAAGGAGCUUAUAUUACGAAUUUUCUCUUAUCUCGAUAUGAAAACGUUAUGUCGAUGCGCACAAGCAUGCCGUUUAUGGAAUGUGCUGGCGCUCGACGGCUCCAAUUGGCAGCGGGUCGACUUGUUCACGUUCCAGAAAGAUGUUAAGGCAGCAACAGUUGAAAAUCUUGCUCGACGUUGUGGCGGAUUUCUCAAGAAGCUUUCAUUAAAGGGAUGUGAGAAUAUACAGGAUUCAGCAUUAAGGUCUUUCACAGCCAAAUGUGCCAAUAUCGAACAUCUCAGCUUAUACAAAUGUAAACGAGUGACAGAUGCUACGUGCGAGAAUCUUGGCAGACAUUGCCAUAAACUGGUUCAUUUGAACCUAGAGAACUGCACUGCAAUCACGGAUCGAGCGCUCAGGUAUAUUAGUGAUGGCUGCCCCAACCUGCAGUAUUUGAAUAUUAGUUGGUGUGACAAUAUACAAGACAAAGGCAUAAAUAUGGUUUUAAACGGAUGUAAAAAUCUUACCACACUGAUCAUGAAAGGCUGUGAAGGGCUCACUGAACAAGUGUUUGCAAAUUCAAUCGAUAAUAUGAAGAAUUUGGAGGUUAUCAACUUACUGUCAUGUUUUGCAAAUGACGAGACCGUGGCGCAUAUUGCACGAGGUUGUCCCCACUUGCGAUAUCUAUGUCUAUCAAAUUGCACGCAGGUCACAGAUCGAUCCUUGAUCUCCUUGUCACAAGGCUGCAAAAUGUUAACGGAUGUCGAACUAUCUGGCUGCAGCUUACUGUCGGAUUCCGGCUUCACACAACUUGCUAGGAAUUGCAGAAAUCUUGCACGUAUGGAUUUGGAGGAUUGUAGUCUGAUUACGGACGCGACUAUUCAUUCGCUUAGCACAAAUUGUAACAACUUAUCCGAAUUGAGUCUCUCCCAUUGUGAGCUCAUAACGGACGAGUCAAUUCAUUGUCUCUGCACCAAUAAUAAAGACAAGUUACAGGUCCUGGAGCUUGAUAAUUGUCCUCAAAUUACCGAUUCUGCCCUGUCACAUAUGCGACAUGCAAAGGCGCUCAAGAGGAUCGAUUUGUACGAUUGUCAGAACGUGUCGAAAGAGGCGAUACAGAGAUUUAAGCACCAUCGGCCACACGUUGAAAUCCACGCCUAUUUCGCUCCGGCCACACCUCCAGCGAAUCCGUCAACUGCCAGAGCAGGUUUGUGUCGAUGUUGUGCUAUCUUAUGA